Molecule: messenger RNA, 2570 nt
Organism: Elgaria multicarinata webbii
Lineage: Eukaryota; Metazoa; Chordata; Lepidosauria; Squamata; Anguidae
Gene: C7H8orf34
Product: chromosome 7 C8orf34 homolog
Exons: 15
Coding region: 107-2062 (651 amino acids)
Source: RefSeq, a predicted model, not a curated record
CGUCGCGUGAGAGAGCCUGAAAUAGGCAUCCUUGAACCAAAGCUAUGCGUGUAGGGUUUGCGUUUCUGGCGUUCUCACAAGUGACGCUAAGCAUGCGUGUUAGCGAAUGCGGCUGGAGAACCGGGAAAAGGGACAGCAGGAGUCGCUGGAGAAGCAGCGCGGGAACGCCAGCUCCCUCGCCUCGGCAACUCAUCUGAUGGCGUCUCACCAGCAAAACAGGAUUCAAGCUUACCUGGAGAAGAACAAGAUCGGCCCCCUCUUCGAGGAACUGAUGACCAAGCUGAUAACGGAGACUCCUGAUCAUCCAAUCCCAUUUCUCAUUGACCAUCUCCAGUCCAAACAGGGGAGUCGUAGCCAGCUUCAGAGGACGUUGUCUGGAUCUGCUGCUCUCUGGGCAGAAAGUGAGAUUUCAGAAAGCAAGGGAACAAGAAGGGAUUUUAGAAGUUACGAUAAACCCUGGCAGACAAAUGCAAAGAAGCCUAAAAAAUCAAAGAGUGACCUUGCUGUAUCCAACAUUUCUCCUCCAUCACCAGAGUCCAAAUCAUUACCAAGGUCAAUAGAACAUCCAAAAUGGGACUGGAGAUCAAAAUCGGAGCAUCAUGAUUUUGAUGAAUUAAAUCAUAUUCUUCAAGAAAGUAAGAAGCUGGGUAAAGCACUGGAGAACCUUUCUCGAAGUAUUGCGAUUUCUGAUGAGCUUGAUAAGGAUGCAGCAGCCUUUAAUGCUCCUCUUUUACAACCCCGUGUUGUUGGAGAAUGGGUUGGCCGUGAAGAGAAUGAUGCAGAUCCAUUGGCUGAUGAAAUGCUGCAACCUCCAAUACCAAGAAGCAAAAUGGAACAAUGGGACAGUGAAGAUAGCGGUAGUCCUGGAGGAAGUUUAAAGAUGGAACCAAAGACAAAGGGAUUGAAACAUCAGCAGCAGCAACAUAAGAAACUACUAGCUGCUAUGCUUUCCCAGGAUUCAUUUGAUUCUGUACAAAGUACAGCUCCUUCAGUAACUGAAGAAGAUAUUGAUAAUGAAGAUGAUGCAAUGGAACUGCUGGAGGAUCUUGAUGAUUUAAGAAUGGAAGGGGUAACCAGUGUCCUUUCCUCUGGGAGCAAAUUUAACCAAACUCGAAGUACACAUACAGCUGAACCACAAGCCAAGGUCACAUUGAACAUUUGUGCAAGGUGUGCCAGACUGCAAGGAGACAAUUUGGCAGAAAGAACAGAGGAUGUAUCUGUCGCCUCUCAGACACUUGAGCAAGAAGUAUCAGAAUCUGUAGCAUCAAUGCCUGGAGCAGAAAUCUCAAUGGAGAGCAGUGAUGAAUUGGAGAAUGUACCCCAAACAACAGAGCAGAGUCAACCAAUUUGGGAUCUAGACAUUAUGGGUUCCAGAAGUGGAGACUCCCAAAGCGAAAAACUGUUAAAAGAUUCCUUGGCUGCAAAAGAACUGCAAACCAUGGAAAAACACCUUGCUGACAUUGCAAAAGACCUAGCAUUGUGGGAAGAAGGAAGACUAUCAAGGAAUACCUGUAGCCCACCAGUUAAUUUAGUUGCACUAGAUCACCAAGGAAAUUUUAAAGUUACACCAAGCCAGGAUUUAGGACCUCAAGUGCCAGUUCUGACUGAGAAGGAUAUUCAGCUCCAGCUUCAAAGAAACAAAUCACCGCCAUUAUCCAGUAACAAUAGACUGCAGGUCUCCAGUGUCACAAACAGUAGGCCUCAAUCUCCCAGUACACAGACCAACAGAUCUUCUGUGCUGCCAACUCCAGCAAACAGGUCUGCAACCCCAAAUACUUUGUUACAAAGGCCCAUUUCCCCUAGCAACCAAGGAAACAAGGAAGGAGUCAUUAGUAUGCAAAGGAGCCGGUCUUUAAUAUCAAAGAACCAACUUGGGAGGACCAUCACUACUCCUGCAGGGCUCCUUGAAACAAGUGGAGACGCUCUAGGAAAUGUCACUCAAAGAAGCAGUUUGUCUGAAGAUGAAUUCUUACAACAACUUCAGCUUGCUCAUCAGCCUUGGAUUUUGCCAAGUGAUGCUGAAAGUGAAGGAGUGGAGCCAGAUCCAGAUAAAUGUUUGUGAAUAAAGCAAGUGGAAGUAAUGAAAAAUGGUUUCCCAUAAACAUAUAACCUGCAGGUGAAAAAUUAUUUUCACUCAUUAUAUAUAUGAUAAAGGCUUAUUUUUAUAAAUUCAACACAAUGUAAGUGGAAUUACUUUAAUGUGUGGAUGACAAAAUGCACUGAACCCCACAUCUUACUGCGGUACAAUGGCCUUAGGUAAAGAUGGUGAACAGUCAUUUUUUAAUACAUAGUCCUUAUACAAUGUGUUUUGUUUAAUUUAUACCCCCCUUAUUUUGGAUUGACAUUUGAUAUAUUAAACUUUGCCUGGUGAAAAGAAAGUUUCCUUAAAGAUUUUAUGCAUUUAAAUUAACUAAGGUUUUCUACUUCUUAUAUUUUUCUAAACUUUUGUCAUUUUUAAAUCAAUGAACUUUUAAAGUAUUUAGCCACAUCUGUCAGUAUGUAUAUAUAACAUUCAGACAUCACUGAUAGAAAUUGGCUGAGAAAAGAGAAAGUAACAAAUGACUGGUUUG